Molecule: messenger RNA, 684 nt
Organism: Exaiptasia diaphana
Lineage: Eukaryota; Metazoa; Cnidaria; Anthozoa; Actiniaria; Aiptasiidae
Product: probable nucleoredoxin 1-2
Exons: 1
Coding region: 102-539 (145 amino acids)
Biological process (GO): sensory perception; photoreceptor cell maintenance
Source: RefSeq, a predicted model, not a curated record
CUAUACCAGUAAAAAAUCAACUGCACUGAAAUCGAAAUAUUUAAUACGCUCAUUGAUUGCGAGAUAUUUGCUGUAAACUGUCUUCUCCAUCAAAAGAAAUCAUGGGAGUCUUUACUGAUGAAAAGAUUAUGGACAAAGACGGGAAUUUAGUGGACGCUGAGCCAGAAUUAACUGGCAAGGUGAUUUUGGUGUAUUUCUCAGCUCAUUGGUGUCCGCCAUGUCGUGGCUUCACUCCAAUGCUGAAAGAUUGCUACGAGGAUUUGGAAGGCAAACCCUUAGCCAUCGUGUUUGUGUCAUCUGACAGGUCUAAAGAAGAGAUGGAUAGCUAUUAUAAGGAAAGCCAUGGAGAAUGGUAUCGCGCACAGCAUGGAAGUGAAUUGGCCAACAAGUUGAAAGAAAAUUGCAAUGUUCGAGGUAUUCCAACGCUUGCAGUAGUUGACGGCGACGGUAAUAUGCUUGACCAGUCGGCAAGAAGUGAUGUGGAAACUGGUCCACCCUCAAAAGCGUUUGAAAAAUGGCAAAAAUUAUCCCAAAAAUAAACGGACAAACACUUGUCGUUCACAAUCUGUCAAGAAGAACUAAUCUUAGUUGGUUGCUAAUCAGUUAAACACACUCGUACAAUAAUUUACAGUAUUGUAAUGUCUUCGAUGCAUGUCUUAGCUUUAUUAAAUUUCGUAAAUGUUU